CAGUCCAGAAGAGCUGGUAGUGAGCAGAUGCUGGUUGAAGUUGCAAUGUGUUUAAUCUCCCACAAGAUGGGUGGAGGUAGCUGCUGCUGAGGGGGACAGCGCUCUGUCAUUUUAAAAUAAAUCCCACCACAGUUAAUUGGAAAAUAUAUAGGCAUUGCUUUCAGAACAAAGGCUGGGAAAAGAAUGACGGUAGCGAAUAGCGGUGACAGCGAGAAGAGAAGCUUGGUCAAUGCCGACAUGGAGAGAGAUCAGGAGAUGUUUCCGGACGCUGCAGACGGCUGCUGUUCCGGCACCAACGGGGAGCUGCAGCCUGAGACACCGAUGGAGGCCGAGUCUCCGGCCGGGGAGGCUCCAAGCGGCUCCGGCCAGCAAGUCCACCUGCACUCCCAUCUGGACGACCUGCCCACCUCCACCAUCGCUUGCAACGUGGACGAGCGGGUGUUCGUGGACGCCUUGUACCGGGAUGACUUUGAGACACUAUUCAGAGCCUAUGACAAGAAUGUGACCUUUCAGUUUUUUAAGAGCUUCAGGCGUGUACGGAUCAACUUCAGCAACCCCCUUGCAGCAACUGAGGCCAGAAUUCAACUUCAUGAAACAGAGUUUAAUGGGAAGAAAAUGAAACUGUACUUUGCACAGAUCCAGAACAAGUCUUUCAGUAAAGGUAGCCCACACCUGGCUCCACCACAUCCAGAAAAGCAGUUCCUCAUCUCUCCACCAGCAUCGCCUCCUGUUGGCUGGAAACAAGCUGAAGAUGCCACUCCGGUUAUAAACUAUGACCUGCUGUAUGCAAUAUCUAAGCUGGGCCCAGGAGAGAAAUACGAAUUGCAUGCAGGUACUGAGACCACUCCCAGUGUCGUCGUUCAUGUCUGUGAAAGUGACCCAGAACUGGAACAGGAGCAAGAGGAGGAAGAAGGCAGAAAUCGACCUAAACCAAAAAUCAUUCAGACAAGACGGCCAGACUACACUGCCAGCCAUUCUAAGCAAAAGUGAAUUUGACCACUUUUUUUUUUGUGCGCUUGGACUCCUCAUGUAGAGAGCGAUCACACUACUGAGUUAUAAUGCGGAUACUGGACAGAAAGCAAUGUAACUAGUGAGAAUGAUUGAGUUCCCAAACAUACAACUGUAUGCUUACUGAUAGGCAGAAAUAAUAUGGGAAAUUUGUACUGUAUAAAUUCUGUUAUGUUUUCUGCUGCAAGCCUGCACAUAAUUUGCUAAGGCAUUAAAUAAGGACAGCUGGAGAGAGCAGCAGAAUGGUUAUGGUCCACAUGAAAAUGUUGUGGCUGUGGUUGGCACUGAACAAUUUUUGUUGUCUGUCCUAUCAUUUUGGUGUCUUCGAAUGUUGGAAUGACUUGUCCCCUCCACGGUUUUACUUCAUUUGCAUAUUGUUGCAAAAUUGCAGUUAAUCAUGUGGUGUUUAGAGUGGCCUGCUAGAUAUUUGCAGUAGUCCUUACGAGCAGAGCCAGCAUGUUUGGAAUUUUGGCAUAUUCAAUACUUAAGCAGGGAGGUGAACUUAAUUGCAAAUAGUAGCUGUUGCACAUGUUAAUUCAACCACUUAUCAGGAUCAUUUUAAGUAUCUCUGACUUAUAGCAUUAUCUUUUAUCAAAUUGCAUCACAACGGGCGGGUGAGUUGAUGAUUGAUACACACCCUCUUGUGCUUUACCAUUGUGUAUCUUCUGCAACAUAGCUACCUAUCUCCUUGUGCUGAAACUAACCAUAUAUACUAAAGCACAGGCUAUCGUGUGGAAAUAUUAAAGAUUCAUUAUCCUGGUGGAUUUUUUUUUUAAUUUACUGGCACAAGUCAUGUGAGCUGUUACGAUUGCUUCACAGUGUAUCAUGCAUGACCAAUUCCACUUUAGAUUGUCCUUUUUUUAUUGUUUAAUGUUAGCGUUGAACAUAGAUACUUAAGCCCAUUGUAUUAUGUUUCUCCUGACUGGUUUACCUGCACAGUGAAGGACUGCAGUGCUGUGUGCUUUCAGAAUGAUUAACGUUCUUAAUUAUUUUAAUGGUUUUUUGAACUUCAUAAUCCAGAAUGAAGGCCAAAUCCUGAGGAUAGUCACUGUAUGGAAUGGAUUGAAUGGAUUGAAUUUCAAACCAAAAAAGCUCUGAGGGUGGUCAUUUUUUUUUCCCAAACCACCUACCAAUUUUAGUUUUGAGCAGGUUGGGAAUAAAAGGGGACUAGAUCAUAUGAAUUUAUGUAGAAAGCUAGAAAAGUAUUUAAAAGUAUGAGACUUGCUAUCUGGGAGGAAAAAGCAGCAGAAAUAAGACUUAUUAAGGCAAUUUGUUGUAACCAAUUCAAUUCCAUAUGUACCACUACAUUUUAACAUGUUAUCAUAGCCUGAAAUUUUGGUUACUUGAGCUAUCCAUUGAUUACUUGUUAAUGUGACUACCUUGAGUAAAUGUGGAAAGUACAAAUUUACUAAUUUGUGAUGUCUCGUCACAGUAUACCCAUCCUGUGUAAAAUGUUCAAACCUUUCAAGCUGUAUCUCUAGAAGUGUAAUAUCAGUAAACUAUUAAAUUAUUGGGAUUGUUCUGUACAUAUUGUUCAUAUUUGUACAGAUUGGAAUAAUUGGGCAAAU
Hemiscyllium ocellatum (epaulette shark) is the source of this 2576-nucleotide messenger RNA. Its product is annotated as calcipressin-1-like. The coding region runs from base 184 to 990 and encodes 268 amino acids. Gene Ontology annotation, cellular component: cytoplasm; nucleus. The transcript has 4 exons. Gene Ontology annotation, biological process: calcium-mediated signaling. Lineage: Eukaryota; Metazoa; Chordata; Chondrichthyes; Orectolobiformes; Hemiscylliidae. The record is from RefSeq and is a predicted model, not a curated record. Gene Ontology annotation, molecular function: nucleic acid binding; calcium-dependent protein serine/threonine phosphatase regulator activity.